Mangifera indica (mango) is the source of this 2615-nucleotide messenger RNA. RefSeq lists its product as uncharacterized. The transcript is spliced from 2 exons. Lineage: Eukaryota; Viridiplantae; Streptophyta; Magnoliopsida; Sapindales; Anacardiaceae. The record is from RefSeq and is a predicted model, not a curated record. Bases 160 to 2340 code for a protein of 726 amino acids.
CUUGUGCAAGGCGGCAACGCUUGGUUUGGCGCCCCCUUCCACUCCUACUCAUUGUUCAACUCAUACAAUCUGUUGGCAAAUUAUUUUAAAUUGCAAUAUAAAUCGUACAGCAACCUCCAAUCCUUGUAUUUUUUGUACACAAAUUCAUCUCCAUUGCAAAUGGAGAUAGAGAGUUUUACCAGAGGAGCCUUAGUGUGGGCAAGAGUGGUGUACCCUCAUCAAUGGUGGCCAGGUCUCGUUCUCACAACAAACCGUCUUGGCAUUUUAGUUUCUUUCUUCGGUUGCCUGAAGUCCCGUUACUUUCUUGAAUCAGAAGUCUCUUCUUUUGAGCAAAACUUCACAACCCAUAUAAAAAAUUGUACAAACAAGACCUUAAUCGAUCUUGUCUUGAAGUUCUUGGGUCAAAAGAUUGUACGGAGCUUGACAUUGCCUCAGCAGAGGAAAGGUUCAAGUCUCAGUACUUCGUUUCAGCCUAAAAAAAUUCUGGGUUUCGUUCGAAGUUUUGCUGUUUGGCCUUGUGUUGAAGAUGGGGAUUUUGUUUGUGCAGUCAAAGUGUUUGCUCAAACUACUGCUUUUAGACAUUAUUUGGUGAACUCAAAUGUUCAGUCUAGAGUGCAACCGUGUCAAGUUUCAGUUGAGAAGACACAUUCAGUUGUUCGGGAACUGGAUACUUCGAAAACAAGGGACGAUUGCCUGGUGCUCUGCAAGCAUGUGGAAAAGGAUUCGCCAGAUUCCUUUAUUAAUAGAAAGUACAUGGAUGAUGAUCAUCUUGAUAUCAGUUCAAUGAUUGAACAUGAACAACAGAAAAUUCAAUCAGUUCAAGGGAUGCUGGCCAAAAUGCACAUUCUAGCUCUGGAUCCAUUUUAUUUUGAUGGGGAAUGUCUGAGUAAUUUAAAGAGGAGUUUUUGUAGCUUCCGAAAUUUAUUAUUCCAGAAUAUCUGUAAGUCUGUUUCUCCUCUUGAAAGGGGCGGAGCUCAGUUUUGUAAUCCUGGCUAUAUCACAUCUCAGUUGAGUGUCAUCUUUUACGAAGAAAAUAGCAAAAAGACUGCUCUUCCUGUUAUACCUUAUGUGGAAAGUUCUGUCAACUGUCUGGGUUUAAAGAGGCAGCUGGAUCAAUAUCCUGUUUAUGAACCUCCUUUAAAAUUGUGCAAGACAUUGUCUUUCUCAAUUAAUGGAGUUGAUGCUAAUCUUUGGAGAAGUGGAAAAGAAUGUAGUGCUGUUCUUUCUAAUAUUUUCAUUUCAAGGAAAGCUUUUCCUGAGCUGUUAAAAAUUUUCAACACUAUGCCAUUUUCUGCUAAUGCGGCUUAUGAUUAUUUUCGAAGAAAUAUAGCUGGACGUGAGGCACAAUUCUUUGAUGAUUUCUUUUCCGGAUCCCAAGUGAUGGUAAAAACUCAAAACCUCUCUUCUGCUGCAGCUCAAAGUUUGACAUAUCUAUGCAAUGGUAACUUGAUGAACUUGAUUGAAAAUAUGCUCAGAUUUUCCCUUGUAAAGCACGCAUCUCAUUGUAGAGACACUGCUCAAAUCUGCAUGGAGCAGACACUGGAUGGAAAAUUUAAUACCCGAGACAACACUGGAGCCCGUGAAUCCUUUGCUGAUAUACAGCAGAACCAAGAAAGUGAAGUCAUUAUGAAAAACAAUGGCACAUGCAUAUCCUACACUCCUGAUGCUACGGAGAACAUGCUGGAAUUUUCUGCUGCUGAAUCAGCCUCUGAUUGUGCAAUUGGGAAUCUUACUGGUAAAGAGGAGGUUGGUGCUGUAACUGCAGGAACCAGAAAAUACCUAUCGCAUCCUCAUUUUACUGCUGAUGAACUGAAGACGCCGCCUACGGAUAGAAAAUCUAGUGUUAACGUGACUUUUGGACACAGAUAUAAGGAGAAGAAGAAACUUGGACACCCAGGCAACUCUGAUUUAGCAUUGAAGUCAAAAGUGGGAAAGCUCUCAGAGGUACAGAGUGCUAUUGUUUUUUCUAAAACUUUGCACAUGAAAUUCCCGAAGGGUUGUAAUCUGCCAUCCGAGGAGGAACUGGUAAAAAAGUUUAGUCCAUUUGGGAGAAUCGACCCUUUGUGUACGAAGGUCUACUCUUAUACUGGCUCUGCCCGGGUGGUAUUCUUAAGUCAACUUGAUGCGGUGGCUGCAUACCAAUAUGCAAAGAGGAAAAAGAACAUAUUUUCUAAACAAAAUGUGAAAUUUUGGCUUGACCCUUUUGAUGAUAAGAGAGGAUACAAGAGGCUACUUACCUCUCCAGAUUACAACCUAAAAUCAUGUCUCAAAAAGUCGAAGCAACUUGGGGAAGAGGAUAAAAAAUCUCCCAGGAAGGUAAGGUUUUUGUUAGAAACAUAGAUCAGUUGAUCAAUGCUAAAACCCAAUGUAUAUACAUGUCAUAGCUGUAGCUGAAUCUUCUGAGACUAGACCUCAUAUCAGCUUAUCGUGAUGGUGAUCAAAUACCAAUGUGUUUGGUGAAAUGCAACCAUUUUGUGGAUUUUGAUGUAAGUUGCUCAUUGUAAAUGGUCAGAUUUAGGAUUUGAGUGGCGGAUGUUCUUGUGAUUUUAAGAAAUUGAAGUUAUAUAUAUGAGAAGUAUUAUGUAAAUUCAGUUUUAAGUAUUUAACUUGAUUCA